Astrephomene gubernaculifera is the source of this 5496-nucleotide messenger RNA. The record is from the annotation of a GenBank genome assembly. Lineage: Eukaryota; Viridiplantae; Chlorophyta; Chlorophyceae; Chlamydomonadales; Astrephomenaceae.
ACUAGUUUGUGACUAACUUUUAAUGUAAUGACUUGCUCGAUAUUGAGAAAGCCGCUCUAGUUGUAUUGCAUUGUCAAGAAAAGAAAUUACUUUCCCACACAAGGGUCGAUGUAGUUUAACGGAUAACUAGCUGUGAUGGCUUCUGAAUCACAUGCCCUGGAGGAACUGUUGGAGGCAAAUGGAAUUCUUCCGGAGCAGUUUCCUUCCGUGGCCAGCACGGUCACGCACCUGGAGAUGUUCCUGCACCAUUACCCUAGGAUGGAGGGACUUCAUCACUUCCCAGCCCUCAAGACGCUGGCCCUCAUACACCAGGAGUUGAAGGAGAUCCAGGGCCUGGAGGGAUGUCCGCUGCUGGAGAAGCUAUGGCUGCAGGAGAACGAAAUCUCCACCAUUCAGGGCCUGGACUCGCUGCAUCGGCUGAAGGAGCUCUACCUCUACAGCAACCACAUCACCGAAAUCCGCGGCCUUAACAAACUAACGCAGCUGGAGGUGCUAUGGCUGUCCGACAACUACCUGACGCGCAUCAGCGGCCUGGAGCAGCUGGCAGCGCUUCGGGAGCUGCACCUGGCCCGCAACGACAUCGCCUUUCUGGGAGACGGACUGUCGGGCUGCACCGCCCUCACGCACCUUAACCUGGCGGAUAACAAGAUAGGCAGCUUCAAGGAGCUCCGCGCCCUAGCCGUGCUGCCCCGCCUGGUGGACCUGUGCUUCUCCGACCCCAUGUGGGGCGACUGCCCGCUGGCGCAGCUCUGCAACUACCAGACCUUUGUGCUCUUCGUCAUGCCGCACCUGACCAGCCUCGACACGCUGCUGCUGGCGGAUGAGACCAAGGCGCUCGCGGAAGCCACCUUCCUCAAGAAGCAGAUGUACUACAACAUGCGGGUCAAGACGCUGAGGCGCAACGCCCGGCAGAUUGUGAAGCUGGCGGCGGAGGGGCGGCAGGCACGCCAAGCGCUGCGGCAGCCCCUCAAGAACACGCUGCUGCUUGCCUCCAAGGACCUCGAACGAGAAAUCAGCGACUUCAAAACUGCUGCAGCGGGGGCGGCUUCGACUUCAGCGACAGCUGCUGCAACAGCGGCAACGGCAGCGGAGCCGGUAGCGGCUGCUGCUGCCGAAGGCAGCGGCGGCGGCGAACCCGCCGCCGCCGCCGAAGGCGGUGGCAGCGUCGGAGCCGCUACCGCUGCCACCGCUGCCAGCGACGCCGCUUCGGAGGCCGCUUCCGACGCUGCCAUGAUCGCGGCGUUGGAGUCCAAGUUGGUGGACAUCUCGACGCACCUGGCUCGUUACUCCGCUGCAGAGGCGGAGCUCGAUGCGCAGUUCGAGACGGCCAGCGAGCGCACCUACGCGCUGUUGGACGGGCUGGUAGCUCGCAUGAUGCUUGAGCUGGACACGGCGGGCAACAUACGGCUGGAGGACGGCAGGUCUACCGACCUUUGGUACGCCUCCUGCACAGACCUGGUAGCCAGCCGGUUCAAUCCAGCGGACUUCCCUACCAGUCUGGGCGUGAAUGACCUGCACAUCACCGGGGUCACACGCAUCCACAACCGCUGGCUGCGCUCUCGCUUCGAAUCCGCGCUGGGUGCGCUCCAGAUCGACACCUCCGACCCCAGCCACAAGCGCUCCCUGGAGUACCUGUUCCUGGGGGAGCACCCCGGGCUGCCGGGACUGCUGGACAUGGCGGUGGAGGAGGGGCUGCCGGAUGCGGCGCAGCUGGCGGCGCAGGGCUUGGAUGGCGCCGUGGUGCUGUCCAACUCGGUAUUCCUAGCGGAUAGACUCAGGCUAGCAGCCGCCCUGGACCCCUGCGCUCCGGCAGCGACGGCGGCGGCCGGCGGGCAUUCCUCACGGACCCAUGGGUCAUCCACGGCGGGUGCUGCCGCUGCUGCUGCUUCGUCUGCCUCCUCUAGCGGCGCUUCGAAUGGGCUGUCGGAUAACAGCCGAAGUCGGGGACGGCUGAUGAUUGUGAAGGCGUAUCUUGGACGCAGCGCGCAGGACAUGUCGGUCAACGUCUCGUCAGCGCUGCCCACCAAGCUGUACGGCAAGGACGGCAAGCUGUCGUACAAUGCCAUGGUGGAGGGCGGCCAGCGCAUCAUGCCAGCCGCCUGGCCCGAGGCGGAUGCGGUGUACCGAGUGCGGCCGGGGGACAUGAAACAGAAGCUGUGGUACGUAUUCAACAACGUGCUGGUCCUCCCAGAGUACCUGGUUGACUUCACCUACGAAGUCAACUCCGCCGGACCGCUCGCCGCCAACCCCUCCGCAACCUCCGCCGCCGCUGCCGCCGCCCGUACCUCUGCCAGCGGCAUCGCCGCCACUGCCGCCACCGCCCCCUCCUCGUCCUCCACUGCUGCUGCCGGCGGCCCUCCGCCUCCCGUGAUGGCUCUGGACCUCACCAUCAGCUCCGGGGGUCUGGGACUGAGCUCCGCCACACAUCAGGCCAUCCUAGACAGCUUGGACGCUGACAUACGGCCGCUUGCUCGGCCCAUGCUGGGCUGGCUGGCGCUGCAGGCUGACCCCUCGCUGCUGCGCCAGGGGCUGUGCGCGGAGGAGGAUGAGGCGCAAAGGCUGGUGGCGGCACCGCCGCUGCUGCAACCAGUGCCCAAGAUCUAUCGCCUUACCGAGGAGGCCAUCAGCAAGGCGGUGAACGGCAUGACACUGGCCAACGUCGUCCGACUAGACCUCCACAACUCGGGUCUCCGGAAGAUGGAGGCCCUGUCGUCGCUGCGGCACCUGCAGGUGUUGGUGCUCUGCUACAACGAGCUGACGCGGUUGGAGGGGCUUGAGGGGCUGGUGCAGCUGCGUGUCUUGGACCUGGGGCACAACAGCAUCCGCAAGGUGGAGGCCUCGCUCAAGGGGCUUUACAGUCUGACGCACCUGGACCUAUCCAGUAACCAGGUCCUCAAGCUGGAGGAGCUGUACAACAUGAAGAAGUACAGUCCGCAACUGGUGAUCCUGGACCUGCGGGACAACCCCAUCUGCAACGACAAGGCCUACCGCUCGACCACGCUGCGGAAGCUGAAGCGGCUGGAGCGGUUCGACGGCCGGCCGGUGAGUGCUGAGGAGAAGGAGCGCUUCGGAGAGCACGCGGGUGCGGUCACGCUGCCCAUGGUGCUGGAGUACGGCUCCGUGGCGUCACGGGGCAACGGCAGCCUGGCAGACCCCUCGCGCCCCACCGAGCCUGCCUCCAUCACCGACCUCUCCCUGGAGCGUAUGCACAUCCGCCGCCUGCAGCAACUGGCCUCACUCACCUCGCUCAAGCGGGCCAGUCUGGCCGACAACGAGAUCAGCAGCCUGGAAGGCAUCGAGGGCUGCCGUACGUUGGAGGAGCUCAGCCUUGAAGCCAACCGCGUGAGCAGUCUGGUGGGGCUGGGCGGCCUCACGCGCGUGCGCAAGCUGCAGCUGGGGCAGAACAGGCUUGCCUCCCUGGAGGCUCUGACGGGCCUCACAGGUCUGGUGCAGCUGAGUGUGGAGGACAACGAGCUGGCCUCUCUGAGCGGAGUGGAGCGGUUGACCAACCUCAUGGAGCUGUAUGCGGGCAACAACCGCAUUACGGAGCUAAGGGAGGUGCAGCGCCUGCGCGACAUGCCCAAACUCAUCAUCUUGGACCUGGCGGGCAACCCGCUGGCGGGCAGCCUGGCCUCGGCAGCGGCCGCGGCGGCAGCAGCCGCGGCGGCAAACGCAACGGGUGCGGGGGGGACCGGCAGCAGCAGUGGCGCUGCGCCGUCGGCAGGCCAAGUGGGCACGGGCGCGUCGUCUGUGGCGGCAGCUGCGGCGGCAGCGGCGGUGUCCGAUGAUUACCGGCUGUACGUGAUCUUCAACGUGCGAAAGCUCAAGGUGCUAGACGGUGUGGCGGUUAGCGCGGUGGAGCAGGCGGCCGCUAAGAACCGGUACGCGGGGCGACUGACUGCGGACUUUCUGGAGGAGCGGCUGGGGCACCGGCUGUUCGACCGCAUCCGAGACCUGGACUGCAGCGGCCUGCGCAUCCGAGAUGUGGGCAACGUGUUUCUGUCGGAGGACAUGGAAGGGUUGCAGGAGCUGAACUUGGACAGCAACAUGCUGGUGGAGGUGUCAGCUCUGGCUCUGUUACGCAACCUGGUUGUACUGCGGCUGAACAACAACCGGUUGGGUGAGGAGUGCUGCUUCAACACCACACGCAUGAUGGAGCGGAAUCCGGAGCUGGCCCGCGCACUUGCGGCACGCCAGCUGGCGGCGCAGCAGGCCGGCUCCGGCGGUCACAUGCAGUGGGAGAUCUUCCCUAACCUGCAGGUUCUCCAGCUGGGCGGUAACCAGGUGUCCUCCGUCUCCUCGCUGCAGCUGGGGGCUCUAACAGGGCUCCGGAGCCUGUUCCUGCAAGCCAACGACAUUACGCGGAUAGAGGGGCUGGACGGCCUCAUUAACCUCCAGGAGCUGGUUCUGGACCGCAACCGCAUUCGCUACAUCGACCCUGACGCGCUGACCGGGCUGCCCAAGCUGCGGGAGCUGCGACUCGAGGAGAACGGACUGCGCAGCCUGUCGGGCUUCAACUACCUGGCACGUAGCCUGCAGGCCCUGCAUGUGGGCUCCAACCGCAUCGGCGAGCCCGCUGACCUGGACCGCCUGACGUGUCUGACGGGGCUGGUGGAGGUGACGCUGGCGGGUAACCCCAUCAGCCGCAAGAACACCUACCGCGCCAUGGUGAUCGCCAAGUGCCCGCGCAUACAGGUCCUGGACCAGCAGAUGGUCACCGCGGAGGAGCGCGACUACGCGGAGCAGCUCUUCGCGCCCACACAGCAGCCACCCAGUCUGGGCAUGGCCCUGGGCCCGCCGGGGCUGCCCAGCUUCAUGCCGCUCAUGCCCGCCAACGCGUUGACAGGCAGCCCAGGCGGCACCGCGGAGGCACUGCUCGCGGCCAUGGUGACGCAGGGAGGUGGCGCGGGCGGCAGCGGCGGCGUGGCAGCAACUCCGGCGCAGGCGAAGCAACCCAUUAAGCUGACCAACAUGGACUUUGCAGGAGUGACCGGGACGCCCUCCCAGGGCUACACAGUGCAGACGCAGCCUAGCAGUGCAGGCUCGGUGCCGUCCAUCCAGGCCAACACAGUGGUACUGACAGGGCCGGCGUCGUUCGGGCUGGAGGGCGUGGGCAUUGCGCCCGGGGCGGGUCAGCAGGGCGGACAGGGGACGCAGACGGGACCAAGCGUAUGGCCCGGCAUGGCAACGGCUGCACAGGUUGGCAGCAGGGCCGCAGCUGGGCGAGGUUCAGGCGGUGUGAACACGGGUGUCACGGGGGCAGCGGGGCUGGCCCUUGCUGGACGGGGUACAGGCUCCACGCCGGUGUCAGGAUCAUCGCCUCUGCGAAAGGGGCAAGGGCCGCCUGCUGGUCGUAGCCCAGGGUCAUACAAAUAGGCAGCGGCUACUAGGACAGCGCGUCUGGUUCGGUGGAUGUCAGUUAACGAUGUAUACUCGGUGGCGCACAGCCGUUUUUGCACCUCGUGUGAACAGGGUCGUUUAACUCAUUACGAGAUG